AAGCAUCCCUAUUUCCGGUUUGUGAUCCAAACACUUAUCCGUUUUGAGCCGAAAGAACUGUAGCUAGACUGAUAGAUGACAACCAUCAUAGGAGAAAUGGCAGAAUUCACGGAUAAAUUCAGCUCUUUCACCAUGACGCAGUUAAACGAGUUACUUGAAGACGAUGAAAAGUUAAAUUCUAUUGUCAAAGAAAUGAACGAGAUGUGUGAGGUGCAGCAGGUGAAGGAGCUGACCCUGGUCAGUAACAUCAGUCUGGCAGAACAGAACCUCCAACUGCAGCCCAGUCUGGACCUUCAGAAGAACCAGCUCACCUCACGCUACCGCCACCUACAGGAGCUCUAUGACAACUACCAGCUACGCAAGUCCACACUCUACCAUGGUUCAGGCAACAGCUCUCUGGACAUUCUGCUGGCUCUGCUGCAAGCUGAGGGAGCCAAGAUAGAAGAGGAGACUGAGAACAUGGCAGACUCGUUUCUGGAUGGAGAGCUGCCUCUGGACUGCUUUAUCGAUGACUACCAGCGGAGGCGCCAUCUUGCUCACGUGCGCCGUGUAAAGAUUGACAAACUCCGUGAGCUGGUGCUGAAGGGUCUCACUAGACCCCAGCAGACCCCAACCCAGCCCAGUCGACCCCAGGACUUCCCCUCUACCAAUGGAGCCUUCUCCCCCCAAUCUACGCGAGCUGCCCCUCCUCCCUUCCCUCAGCAGAGCGGCCUGUCAUACCAAGUCGCCCCCUAUCCCGCCAUGCCUUUCCCCAGCCAGGAUCCUCCAGGCUACCCCAGCAGCCCCUACAUUCCCCAGCCCUACCCUCAAGCCCCCCAGCAACACCCCACCUCCCCAUGCCUGCCCCCCCGAACUGGCUUCAUCAUGCAGUGAGGGGGGGGGGGGUCUGUCUCCAUAGAAACACCAUGGAAGAUGACCUUAUCUACCAACAAUGAGUGUUGGUGACUUAACCAAUGACAGCCCCUGUCAGUAAUACAGGGAAAACUCCUGACUGACAGGCUCCCUCAGAGACUCCGUCCAGUAGCUACAGCCUGGGGGUUGAUUCUCUUAGGUUUUUAUUCUAAGACUAGCUUUCUGAUUAAUCUGAAGAAAUAUGAAAACUUAACUCUCUGACUGGUAUUUAUAUGCUGUGUAGAUGAGAUGUAGUUUUUGUAAACUGAAGGUGGUGUCUUCCUGUGCACACACUUGAGUAUGCGUGAAGUUGUGUGUAACCCCAAAGGUCAGGACAAGUGGUGUGAUAGUUGACCCUAAAGUUCCUAUUCGUCUAAAGGGAGGAGUCCGGUAUUGUCACAACUAUAGCUAGUCCAUCAACCCUGAACAGAACUACUCAAAUUGAUUUCAAUUCAAUAUGUAUUGUAAUCUAGGUGCUUUCCUAUUCAUUGGUGGAGGUUCUUUCCAGUAGGUCGGGAGGAUGCAAGGCUAGGAAUAUACUAUGCUAUUUUACAAGGGAACAAACAUUUUGGGAUGGAUUUGAAUGACCUGCCAAAGAUAUUCUCAUCUUACCUACUGACUUGGCACUUUGUUUUAGUGAUUGUUUUGUAUACCGGUAUAAGAGGUAGUUAUACCCCACCUAACUGGAAGAUGGAUAUUGAAAAUAACCAUGCAUCCUAAAUUAAUGUUAAACUGGCUUUCUUGUGAAGCCAGUCAAAGUUGCCAUGUGGGGAAAAGAGAUCUACAGCUGGCUGUACAUCUACAGUUUGCUUUCCCCAUUUGUGCUCACCUCAAGGAAAACACAUGGGGGUUCAAAAAUGAGAUGGUGCAGGAAACAUUUAAAAUAUGAACCAUAGAAGUCCCUGGUACUGUACAUCUGAUCUACACUCCCUAGGAACAAACAUGUUGUAAUGCUAGACUGACAGGUUGACUUUCAUCCAAAUCAAUAAAUGUUUUAUAACCAAUA
Oncorhynchus kisutch (coho salmon) is the source of this 1897-nucleotide messenger RNA. It is a transcript of the gene vps37bb, whose product is annotated as VPS37B subunit of ESCRT-I b. The transcript has 4 exons. Lineage: Eukaryota; Metazoa; Chordata; Actinopteri; Salmoniformes; Salmonidae. Gene Ontology annotation, biological process: ubiquitin-dependent protein catabolic process via the multivesicular body sorting pathway; protein targeting to vacuole; protein targeting to membrane. The coding region runs from base 76 to 873 and encodes 265 amino acids. Gene Ontology annotation, cellular component: ESCRT I complex. The record is from RefSeq and is a predicted model, not a curated record.